Molecule: messenger RNA, 871 nt
Organism: Prunus dulcis (almond)
Lineage: Eukaryota; Viridiplantae; Streptophyta; Magnoliopsida; Rosales; Rosaceae
Product: TMV resistance protein N-like
Exons: 1
Coding region: 272-820 (182 amino acids)
Biological process (GO): signal transduction
Source: RefSeq, a predicted model, not a curated record
UUGCAAAGUUAGGCGUCCUUAGAAAAUAUCUAACGGAGGUAAAUUUGGACCACGUCCUUGCACAGCAUGGAGAAGAAAGGUGAGGCCCAUUGAGUUUACAAACACUGAAAAAGACAAACCAGUCUUAAUAUUAAUUUAUUGAGCAAAAGUCCCAAGCGUGCACGUCAGAAACCAAAGGAAGCUGAAAACUGGAAAUUCCUCUCCCCCUCUUAAACUUCAUCACCUUCACAACUGCAACCAACAACUAGUCUUUGAUCUGAGUAUCGCUCCUAUGGCCAACCAACAAGGACAUUCUUCUUCUUCUUCUUCUUCUUCUGUAACUCAAGAUCCAUGGACAUAUGAUGUGUUUGUGAGUUUUAGAGGUAAGGAUACACGCACCAAUUUUACAGAUCAUUUGUACAAGGCCUUGUCCGAUAAGGGGAUCUACACCUUCAUUGAUCGUGAGCUUAAAGUAGGAGAAAAAAUCUCACCGGCCCUUCUCGAAGCAAUUGAAGAGUCACGGAUUUGUCUCAUUGUAUUCUCUGAAAACUAUGCAUCCUCAAGGUGGUGCUUGGACGAACUCGUUGAGAUCCUUCGAUGCAAAAGCUCAACGAAUCAAAUAGUUUGGCCCAUUUUUUACAAAGUGGAUCCUUCGCAUGUACGGAACCAAACAAAUAGUUUUGGUGACGGAUUUGCUGACAUGAACUGCAGAUUUAAGGAUAAUACGGAGAAGGUGCUAAGGUGGAGGAGCGCUCUUAGAGAAGCAGCAAGUUUGAAAGGAUAUACUUGCAAGGCGGGAGAGUAUAUUUCUACCCUCUAUAGUGCACAUAUGUAUGGUUAAUUUAGUGGCUUGAUUCUAUAUUUCAGGGUCAUCUAUCUUUUUCAAGUUUAA